AUGAAAGACGCCGACGAAUUUCGCAGCCAAUACAAAUGUCCUAUCUCAGGAGCUACACAGAACUUACGGGGCUGUGCUCUUUUGCCAGCAAGAGCGGCACAGGAAAAUGAGGAGAACGUUGCCUGUAAAGAAUGGCUGUUCGGACUGCCGCGCGGGGGCCUCUCCUAUUACAUCAAAUCGCGAGAGAAUACUAUCUAUUUCCGCGAUGACAUUGCAAAGAUGUACCUCAAGGGCGAUUUUAUCCUGGCGCCAACGUUCAGGCUCUACCAGGAUCUGAUGGAGUUUAUACUCCACGCGGGAGUGGUAGCGCGUCAAGACAUCGAAUUACCACGUCGGCCAUUGACCGCACUGGCUUCUCCUGAAGGUCUAUAUCGCUAUGUACUAAUUCCGCGGACUGAAGCCGGUACAGCAUUCCUGAAGGAAUUCGACCUCCCGCGUCAGACCGAGGAGGACUUGUGCGGCGGUAUACAUCCUCUACUGAAGUUCCCUCUCGUAGAUGGAUGCACCGCUUUCUCGGUCGUAGAGUGCUGUGCGCAUCCGUUCUCGGUUUGCGCCAUGAUCAACAAAUCCCUCCGGAAAAGCAGCACGCACGUAAUAGGGCAGUGGCGCAUGUGUGUGCGCAAAGUAGUCGACCAGUGGAAGUUGAAGCUCAUCAAACCGCCUCAAUGGUUCAUCGACGCGCCCAAGAUCGAGUCUUAUGACGAAGAGCUACCACCGUCGGAAGCGACCGGCUACGAUCCCUGCGUUUCUGAAGGCCUCGUCACGCUCAAGCCUGACAGCGUACUUCGCAACGCGGAGAUUCCCGAGGACGAUUUUCGGAAGGGAGUUGCGCGCUGGGCGUGCAAAGUCGACCCCAAAUCCAAGCCGGAGGAAGACCCGCCACACGUGCUUUACAAGCUGCGUCGCUCCAAGCGACUUCAGAAGAAACCGUACGACCGGCCGUCGCCCGACCUCCCGCCGCCCUCUCCCGUCCGUAAUGGCCCGCGCGCGGCGCGUGCGGCGCGGCGAGACCUCGUUCGGCAGCCACCGCCUUGGGAGAGAUCCUACGGCCGGUUCCCUACGGAUACGUUUACCAGCAACGAUUGGGCAUACUUCAGCUACCACGUCGCGCUGGGCGCCCCCGUCGAGUCCUAGCACAACGUCUCUACGCCGACCUCCGACUGAGGCGUCAUCUAUCUUAUGCCGAGGCGCCGCAUCAUGCGCUGCCGCGCCAUCGUCUGGCAUGCACAUAUCGCGGGGACUCCGCUCCUCAUGACUCGCGCUCUCCGCCGUUCAUGUCCGGACUUAUACGCAGCAUCAUCGAACUCGAUUAUGGGCGCGCUCGAUGCUCGCGGACUCCUUCUAUGAGAGACUCGCUCUCGCGCCGACCGCAAGAGGAUCGCUGACGUCGCGUCUAGCGCCCCUCCAUCGAUUACUCUCGCGCGAAUCCGCC
This is a messenger RNA of Schizophyllum commune H4-8, 1432 nucleotides long. RefSeq lists its product as uncharacterized. The record is from RefSeq and is a predicted model, not a curated record. NCBI's taxonomy places the organism in Eukaryota, Fungi, Basidiomycota, Agaricomycetes, Agaricales, Schizophyllaceae. The transcript is spliced from 4 exons. The coding region runs from base 1 to 1134 and encodes 377 amino acids.